GUACUUUCCCACAGGACCAUGAACGCUUCAUCACAUUUAUCUCGCGAGAGCAGACUUCCCCUGACAACAUUGUACGUGGCUUCACAGCUGAGGACUUGGAGCGAUCACGGGGAUGUUUCAGUUGAAUAUGCACAGACUGACAACAUCUGGAUGCUAUGAACUCUCCUCAUUGACUUAAACACGGCGGCUACUUUCGUCAAAUCUUUUUAUCCACGUUCUCUCGGGAGUGACGAGAGCUUCACGGACUGCAGGAUCCGCCGGGUGCUGAAGUCUCCCCCCCUUUUCCGUAGAUCAUCCAUAUCCAUAUGUGAUAUGGCGGAGAUCGGGUCGUCGGUUGAAAUCUCCGGCUCUCUGGCGAGCUCGACCCUUCCUCCGCCGAGGACCCGCAUCUUUAAGAUCAUCGUGAUCGGGGACUCGGGUGUCGGGAAGACCUGCCUCACAUACCGCUUCUGCGCCGGGAAGUUCCCCGAGAAGACCGAGGCCACGAUCGGGGUGGACUUCAGGGAGAGGCUGGUGGAGAUCGACGGGGAGAAAAUCAAGAUCCAGCUGUGGGACACUGCAGGUCAGGAGCGCUUCAGGAAGUCCAUGGUGCAGCACUACUACCGCAACGUGCACGCUGUCGUCUUCGUCUACGACGUCACCAACGCCGCGAGCUUCCGCAGCCUCCCGGCCUGGAUCGAGGAGUGCAAGCAGCAUGCUCUGGGCACGGAGGUACCCAGGAUCCUUGUAGGAAACAAGUGCGACCUCCAAGACUCGAUCCAGGUGGGCACGGAUGUGGCGCAGCAGUUCGCUGACGCCCACUCCAUGCCCGUGUUUGAGACGUCUGCAAAGAACCCAAACAGCCAGGGAGACGGUGGGAACUGUGGCGGGGCAAACAGCGACCACGUGGAGGCUAUUUUUAUGACCGUGGCUCACAAGCUGAAGUCUCAGAAGCCUCUGGUGCUGAGCCAGCCGCCCGAGGGGUCAGGGGUGACCGUGAACCUCAACAGGGGGACGGACGACGGGGGAGGCGGGGCCAGGAGCUGGGGCUGCAGCAGCUGCUGAGGGCGAACAAAUGGAGGGAGAGAGAGAGAGGAUGAAAUCUUAAGAGUGCACACGACUGAAGAGACUGCAGACGGAUAGAGGAAGGUUGUACGCUUCAGAAACAGCACUACACGUAGAUAAAUGUCACUGUCAGUAGACGAUACAGUCUUUUAAAUGCUUGUGCUUCACGAUAUCUAAACGAUUCUGGGCUACUAAUCACAGAAUCAUUGUUGUCUGGGAGUUCCAAAGUCCUUUGUUGCUUUGUGGAAAUCAUCCUGAACAAGGAGCCAAAAACUCUGAUUGUAAAUACGUUCUCUCCGGUGCCAUUUGAGGUUUAUUAUUAACUUCUUUUCAUUCGUUCUUUGGCAUCAGAAAACAUUCAGAUAAAGUGGUGGUGAUGAAUACGGGAAAGGGAAAUCAAUGUGAAUGAGAGUUUGAUUUCCUCAAACAGACGAGUAGUGAAAGGACGAGAAAACACAACACUUUUCUAAUUGAACACUGUACGCCAUCUUGUUUGUGUUGAGCCUGUUGGAGAGAUUUUACUUGAGUCACUCAAGCCAAAAGUUGAGGCAAUCAUUUCAUUGAAAGGUGUCAAUGUUGAGUUGUUUGGGUUCAAAGUUCAUCGGUGAUCAAAUGGCCACGUGGUGGUUCUUAAGCCGAACAUAUCAGUUCAAUAAAACAUCGGCAUUGGCAAUAUUUUACUACCUGCGUUGCACAACUCACGAUUGCUAUCUUGCAGUCUUCCUGCCUUCUGCAAUGCUCUGCUGAAUUCAUCAUUUGUGUCCAAUCCAUGAACAACAGUCAAACAGUCGGGUAGUGUCGACAAAAAUGUGAAUUGCUUCAGCACCAUGCACAUGCCAUCGGAGCAUUAAUGUGUAAGCAAUUAAGAUCGUCUCAUAAAGUCCAAAGAUCCACAGUGUUCGUUUAAGACUGGAAACCUUUUAUUCUGAAAAAUAAAUGUUCAUUCAGUGUGGAGGAAAGACUUCUCAUGUGAGUUUUUUCUGUUCGAAGCAAAAACAUAUCCAGAUCUCUAAAAUCCUGCAAUGAUUUAAAAAAAGAAAAAGAAAAAAAAGAAAAGAGGCUUGUGGUUCAAAUCUUACGUUUACACGGGAUGCAGAAAGGCUCCCAUCAGUGUCAUCCAUUAUCUGUGUCGAAAUAGUGCCAACAGUGCGUCUCUGGCCGUCGUCGCAUAUCACCUUCCCCAUAUGUUAAAUAAAUGUGAUUAACCUGAAUUAGGCCGGAUAGAAAGUUUCUGAAGCAGAGGGAAACCUGAUGUUUCAGCCACAGUGAAUGAGCUGUUUCAGGUUUGUUUUCUUCAGGAGAUAGUGGAGGUUAAAAGUGUCUAAACAGGACAUGAAGGGAAUAAAAAAUUGUUAUGCAUUAUUGUUAAUUUAUCAAAGGCAAAGUGUACUUAAUAAAUGCCUCUGUCAAGUGAACUGGUUUGAUAAAAGUUAAUAGAAUUUUGCUUGAUAACUUUUUUUUAAAGAUUCAUUUUUGGGGCCUUUUGUGCCUUUAUUUGAGAGAUACGACGAGUGAUAGAGCCGCAAAUCAGGGAGAGAGAGUGAGGAAUGACAUGCUGGUCAGAUUUGAAGCUGGGCCGCCCGCUUGGAAGACUACAGCUCCCAUUAUUGAAAACUGUUUUUUGACAGUAAGCAAGCUAAACUGCAACCCCCCAAAUAUCCGGUAUGGAGAAGACAGAUAGUUUCUGAGCUGUAUUUAACCUGCGCUAUCCCUGCUAACUAGCGUGUUAGCGAGUAGCUCAGUUAACCAGCAAGUGAAUGUUUCAUUAACAGUUUGUACUGCUUCUUCCAUAUUUAACUGCAGAGACACUAUGGGAGGCAAUGGCUUUGUAUUUAUGUCUGUUUAUUAACACACAGCAAAAGAGCGGACAUUAACACAGGAAAAUGUUUAUUCUUCUGCUCUUUGGAGGACGUUGGGUGCAUCAUGAUGAAUAUGUGUGAAUUUGAUGACAAAGGAUAAAAAGGGAAACAGUUUGGUAUUUGGAAAUGGAUUCAAGACAAAUUUGUCUGUGUGUUUGUUUUUUUUCUUCUCCGCUAAAAAGCAUAAAAAAAACUGUGUUGGCUGGCCUCUGAAUCAAACAGUGAAAACAUACCUCUCAUAUUGUGUUCAUGGACUCCUAUUAUCCACUACAUUUCCUUGAUGUUUGCUUAUGAUACUCAGCACGUCUCACAAACACUUUUGUAUGCUGAAACGAACAGUGUCUUUAUAAUCCAUGUUUCACUCUAUGGCUGGUGUCUGUGGGAGCAACGUGGUGAUCAGAAUUCAAAUGAAAAAGCUCAUUUGAAAAUGAAAACGCAUUAACAGAAAUGUUUUUUAUUUUCAGAAUAUGGGUGCCUUAUUUGACUCACAAAUAAAAUUCAUAUUUAAUCAUCCAA
This is a messenger RNA of Labrus mixtus (cuckoo wrasse), 3419 nucleotides long. It is a transcript of the gene rab33ba, whose product is annotated as RAB33B, member RAS oncogene family a. The transcript is spliced from 2 exons. Gene Ontology annotation, molecular function: GTP binding; GTPase activity. Gene Ontology annotation, cellular component: endosome; Golgi apparatus. NCBI's taxonomy places the organism in Eukaryota, Metazoa, Chordata, Actinopteri, Labriformes, Labridae. Bases 313 to 1044 code for a protein of 243 amino acids. The record is from RefSeq and is a predicted model, not a curated record. Gene Ontology annotation, biological process: Rab protein signal transduction.